AUGGUCACGUUCCAGGACGUCGUCGUCCCAGAGGAGAACGUGGUCGGUGCCGUUGGCGAGGGUUUCAAAGUUGCCAUGAAGGCGUUCGACAUCACUCGCCCUUUGGUCGCUGCCGGAGCUGUUGGCGUUGCUCAGCGUGCUCUUGAGGAGGCCACCAAGUAUGCCCAGGAGCGCAAGACCAUGGGCACCAAGAUCAUCAACCACCAGGGUGUUGGUUUCAUGCUUGCGGACAUGGCGAUCAAUGCCGAGGCUGCUCGCGCUCUGGUCUGGCGCUCGGCGUGGGCCAAGGAUGCAGGGCAGCGCAACACCUACCAUGCGUCAAUUGCGAAGUGCUUUGCCAGCAAGGCCGCCGUUGAGAAUGCCAACCUCGGCGUGCAGGUCUUUGGCGGCAUUGGCUUCAACACGGAAAUGCCCAUGGAGAAGCUGUACCGCGACGCCAAGAUCUUUGAACUCUACGAAGGCACCUCUCAGAUCCAGCGUCUCAUCAUUUCACGUCACCUGCCUUCCAUCUACCCCGCGUAG
Messenger RNA from Apiotrichum porosum, 522 nucleotides. RefSeq lists its product as uncharacterized. The coding region runs from base 1 to 522 and encodes 173 amino acids. The record is from RefSeq and is a predicted model, not a curated record. Gene Ontology annotation, molecular function: medium-chain fatty acyl-CoA dehydrogenase activity. NCBI's taxonomy places the organism in Eukaryota, Fungi, Basidiomycota, Tremellomycetes, Trichosporonales, Trichosporonaceae. The transcript has 6 exons. Gene Ontology annotation, cellular component: mitochondrion. Gene Ontology annotation, biological process: medium-chain fatty acid catabolic process; fatty acid beta-oxidation.